GGAGCAUAUACAGCCGCAUAGGCAACAGAAACGGGUUCACAGGGGAGGGAGACGAUUCCGCGUCACAGCAAUAGAAUUGAGGGUGGGAGGAGCGAAAGUGGGCUGAAGGGGGCCGCUUGAAAUCGCUCAGUGGACGAGUACAGUAUUUCGAGCAAAGAAGAAGCAGUGGUUGAGUUUAACCAGCUCGUCAGGCAGCGGUGCGGCGGGGCGAUGGAAACAGCAACUGAAACAACUUUUUAACGAGUGUACGACUGAUGAUGGGUCUCUGCUGUGCCAUGCUAACGGAACUGGAAGAGCGGUUGCCUGUUGGCUAUCUGAUGAGCCAUAAUCAUCUAUGCUCUCACAUGUACCGGAUUGGUAUUUCCACAGAGACGGAUUGUCGCCUUUGUACUGAACACAUUAUGUGUGAUUGUCCGGCUUUGGCCAGACUAAGACUGCAAUGCUUCAAAUCGAUGCCCUUAAGGGUUAGGAACCAUCACAGUUAUACAAAAGAUCUUCUAGGUCGCGGUGUCCCUUUUCGUUACACCCAACACAUUUACAUUACAAUGAGAAGAGCUUCUACUGGACUUAAUGGGUUUUAUAACUAAGCGGCAU
Molecule: messenger RNA, 594 nt
Organism: Rhagoletis zephyria (snowberry fruit fly)
Lineage: Eukaryota; Metazoa; Arthropoda; Insecta; Diptera; Tephritidae
Source: RefSeq, a predicted model, not a curated record